AUGAAACGUUCUGGUUAUUAUUCAAUGUUCAUUGUCUAUUUUGAUGUGGAGAUGAACCAGUUUAAAGAUUUGCCAACCCCUGACAACCUAAAAUCAGCCCAUCAAGAAACUCGGCCUCAUUAUUGUCUUACUGUUUUAUAUGGAUGCCUUUGCAUAUCCGAAGCUAAGUUCAGUUUCCAAGACAUUGAUAAUGAUGUUUACAUUAUGGAAGAGUAUGGUGUGAAGCGUUCUUGGACUAAGUUGUUUACUAUUCGAGGGAAUCUGGUGCCUUUUCAACCUACAAUCUCCCCUGACGUUGUUUUGGUUAUAAGUCCAAACAAGGAAGUUGGUUCAAGGGAGCUUGAUCAAGAUGAUGAGAAUGUCAUUAACUUUGGGGUUCAAACCAAAGGAGAUGAUUCACUCAUGGAAAUAAGUGCUCAAGAGUAUCAAAGGAGUUUGACUCUAGGUGCUCAAUGA
Molecule: messenger RNA, 456 nt
Organism: Oldenlandia corymbosa var. corymbosa
Lineage: Eukaryota; Viridiplantae; Streptophyta; Magnoliopsida; Gentianales; Rubiaceae
Source: the annotation of a GenBank genome assembly